Populus trichocarpa (black cottonwood) is the source of this 1950-nucleotide messenger RNA. Its product is annotated as G-type lectin S-receptor-like serine/threonine-protein kinase At4g27290. The transcript has 2 exons. The record is from RefSeq and is a predicted model, not a curated record. Gene Ontology annotation, biological process: recognition of pollen. The coding region runs from base 510 to 1784 and encodes 424 amino acids. NCBI's taxonomy places the organism in Eukaryota, Viridiplantae, Streptophyta, Magnoliopsida, Malpighiales, Salicaceae.
UCUUCCCUUGAAGUCUCCAGCACCGACUGCUCUUGGCCUCUUUCACUUGACAAGGAAUAAGCUUCGCUCCACUAGCCUUGAUUGGUGGAUGGAAGCACCGAGGAUAGUCUGGUGGUAUGCCACUUUCACGAUUCCACUAGAUUUUCAAGAUUGGGUUGGUGUUCUCUGUACCAGAACAUUGGUAUUCCAAUGAACUCAAGCAAUGGACAAGAGAUCUUAAGCUUAUAGGGUCGUAAUUCAGAGUCCACUAGCCUCCAUUUUCAAAGUAAAUGAUUCCUUAAGCUUGAUGUUUAAAGUCUUAAAGCAGUGUCAACCAUUUUUGGAACACAAGGGUCACUUCAGAGCCAAUAAUUUCCGAAGACUUGCGUUUACCUAGCUAUGUAGCGUAGCAUUGCUAGCUCUCCUCCCCGUAGACUAAUUGUGAUGUUAAAUAGGCAAUUCCUUGAGACGAAUAUUUUCACAUUUCAUAAUAUACGAAGUGAGCUCCUUGAAGAAACACGAGAGCAGCAAUGGAUUGCAUCCCCAUGCUUGUUUUCUGCUUCAUUUCAUUUCUGAUUGUUAGAACAGCCACACCUACUGACACCAUAAACACAGCCCAGUUCAUUAGAGAUGGAGACACUAUAGUUUCAGCUGGCGGGACCUAUGAAUUAGGAUUUUUCAGCCCCGGGAAAUCCAAAAGCCGAUACUUGGGGAUAUGGUAUGGCAAAAUAUCUGUCCAGACAGCAGUUUGGGUUGCCAACAGAGAAACUCCACUUAACGAUUCAUCAGGAGUUGUAAGGCUUACCAACGAAGGACUUCUUGUCCUUCUAAACCGGAGUGGAAGCAUCAUUUGGUCUUCCAACACAUCAACACCUGCUAGGAAUCCAGUUGCGCAGCUUUUGGAUACAGGAAACCUUGUUGUGAAAGAGGAGGGUGAUAAUAACGUGGAGAACUCCUUGUGGCAGAGUUUUGAUUAUCCAGGCAACACACUAAUACCGGGCAUGAAGGUAGGACGGAAUAUCAAAACUGGCAUGGACUGGUACGUGACAUCAUGGAAGUCACCUGAUGAUCCUUCCAGAGGUAAUAUUACAGGCAUCCUUGUUCCUGAAGGAUAUCCGGAGUUACUACUGUUGGAAGAUUCGAAACCGAAGCAUCGAGCUGGGCCAUGGAAUGGCUUGCAGUUCAGUGGCAUGCCUCAAGUAAAACCAAAUCCCGUGUACAUAUUUGAAUUUGUUUAUAAUGAGAAGGAGAUAUAUUACACAGAGCAACUUCAUAAUAGCUCAAGGCAUUGGAGGGUCGUCUUACCUCAGAGUGGUGAUAUCCAGCACAUCCUCUGGAUCGAGCAAACUCAAAGUUGGCUUCUUUAUGAAACAGCAAAUACAGAUAAUUGUGAAACUUAUGCACUCUGUGGCGCAAAUGGUAUCUGUAGCAUUAACAACUCUCCGGUGUGUAACUGCUUGAAAGGAUUUGUACCAAAAGUUCCUAGAGACUGGGACAAGACAGAUUGGUCAAGCGGUUGCGUUAGAAAGACUGCACUAAAUUGUUCCAGAGAUGGGUUUCGGAAGCUCUCGGGUGUGAAGAUGCCGGAGACAAGAAAAUCAUGGUUCAACAGGAGUAUGGACCUGGAGGAGUGCAAGAACACAUGCUUGAAGAACUGCAGCUGUACUGCGUAUACAAACCUGGACAUCAGGGAUGGAGGAAGUGGUUGCUUGCUUUGGUUCAAUGAUUUGAUUGAUAUGAGAACUUUCGUUCAAAAUGAGCAAGACAUUUUUAUACGGAUGGAUGCAUCAGAACUAGGCUUAUAGCUUGAUAGCAUGUCACUUUUGUUGGACCUUCAGAACCUGCUCUUUUGGUUGUACUUUGUACCUUUCCUUUAUGUCUAGUUAGUGCUCCAAAACUAUGAAAUUUAUAUUAACUCUUGUAUUAAGACAAUCGAAUUAUAUUAUAAAGUUAGUUUUGUUGUUACUGCUA